GUAGAUAACUGAAUAGGUAAGAGACCUAUUGUGCAUAGUUUGUUGCCCAAGAGAGUGAACAAGUGGUGCUAGAAUUUGUUUUUCAUACAUGGGUAGCAUGGUUAGUCUGGUUGUCGGUUCUCACAGCCAACUAUUGCAACGACAGAUCCCAUGGCAGUUGAGCAGCUCAAAUGCAGCUGCUCUUGUGUUGCUCUACUUCCUGAGUCAACACAACAUUACCAAAUUUGUUAGAUUAUGAACAAUCCAUUCAAGAAUAGGAGUAGCCAAAAUAAAAGCGGGAACAAAAACAAUGAUAAUCUAGGCGGAUUGGCUUUUGUUGAGAAAACAUACAUGGUGAAGAAUGUGCAGGGAGAACUCUGUAGAGAAGAUUCACAGCAGUAUGAAGUUUGUGUUUCCCUAUUUUUGAAAAAUCAGUACAUAAGCAUAUAGCACAGCCUUGUUUAGAAAAUUGAUCAAACAAUGAACUGGCUUCAGAUUAGGCAAGCACACAAUAAAAGAAAAUGUUGGAAAGAAAAUUACAGCAGAACCCAAAAGCUCAUAUUUUAACUAUUUGCAGCAACCAGCUUCAUUAAACUCCAAAGCAUUUCCAAGUAUUUACUAAUUUACAGCUUUGAUUGAGAACUUGCUCACGAAUCUAAGAACCAACUAACAAAAAAAAACAACGUGAAUCAAUUACCCCUUUCCAAAGAGUUUAAACAAUUACCAACACUAAAUAAUAGGUCCAAGGUUGCAGCAAAGGGGAAGAGGCAUAGGAUGGAACGUUGAGAAAGAAUUCAUAUCAUUAACAUCAUUCGGAGAGAAUGUAAAAAACCGGAAUCGCAAUCAUCCUCCACCAAGUAGCCAAGGAUGAGAAUAGAUUGAGAAGAGAAGAGUAAACUUGCAUCAGCAACAGCAAGCACCCAGAUUACAGUAGCUACAAAAUUGUCUCACAUGGAAAGCUUUGUAUUUUCCAUUGAACUUAACAGUUACAAAACUUAAAUAAAUAAAAAGCUAGGAAAUAAUCACAUCAUUCCAAGGAGAGCUGCUUACAACAUGAUGUCUCAAAUUUUGUCGGUUCAGCUUGGCUUUUUCAAAUCACCCCAUAAUUAUAAUCAACUUACAAACCUGUGGUGAACAUAGCCCGUUCAGCAUUAGCCAGGCACUAUCAGCAGUUGAUCCCAACUCUUUGUUGCCUACUGAUCAGAUUCUGCAAAAAACUUGUCUCCAUAAUAGCAAGCUAUUGCCUUCUAGAACUUCUCUUCAAAGAGCUGCACAAAGAGAUGGGGUGUUAUCCUGUAGGCAGAAACGCGUACAUGGGAGGAAACGUGGCAGCAGGCAAGGGAGAAGAAGCAAACAACCAAGAAAAUGGAGGACCAAAAAGUCUGAGAAAGAGAAGGUCAUAAAGGAGACCUACCAGGCGCAGCCGCCGUCGUUCCUUGUUCAUCACCGCCGUCAUCCCCAACCUCGUUUUCCUUUAUGUUUUCAAACUCGCCGUCGUCCGAGUGUUCAUCGGCCACCAACACAGGACCUUGACCCAGGGCGACAACAUCGCGUUCAUCAGCCAAAGCUGACCUAAACAGGGGAUCUAUGGAUAUGAGAGAGCGAUGUAUCCAGAAGGAUUCAGGCCGUACUGGGUUCUAGAAAGGUACCUGAGAAGCCGACCACCAUUGUCGGUUUCAUUGUUCAUUCUGUGGUCCGAAGAUGGGAUUGAGCUUAGGAAAGAGGAAUGGCGGGAAGAGGUGGCUUCGGGUCUUGGCGUGCCGAAGUGGGUUGCAGAGGCGAUUGUACCAUUGAAAACCACUUUGGGAUGGGAGAUUUGGCGAAUCGUGGUGAGAGAAUAGAGUCCCAGAGGCGGGAUUCACAGGUGAAUGGACGUGAGCAACAGAUGCGGUGGGGGAUCAGUGGAAAUCAAUUGUACCUUAGGCGAGGAUGGAGCAAUCUAGGGCAGUACGAUUCAUGGCUGGUGGCGUGUGCCAACAGAUGUGGUGGCGGGUGUGAGGAAGGACGAAGACCAGGAAACUUGGAAAAGCUCAGCGGGGUCCAAGAUACAGUUAGUAACCAGUGGUUACUGACUUGUCAGUAAUUAAUCCGGGCCGCAGAUCUAGGAGCCUAGCUCAUCGUGCGGUUGGCCGGACGCGAGGGAAGGGGAGGGGUAUUUUUGUCCAUUUUUGAAUUUUUUGAAUUUAUCCAACAUUUAAUAGUUGGCUUUUCAAUGAAAGAGAGAGAAAUGGUCUUUUCUCUCCAACUCUUCUUUCUCUUUCUCUCUUCCUUCUCUCUUCCUUUCUCUCUCCCAAUCUUCUUCUCCUGAUCUAGAUUUGCUCACUUCUUUUAUUCUUUUUUUUUAGCAAUCGACGAAGAAAAAUUGCAGCCUCCCUCUUUCAUUGCAUUUCUUCUCUUCAUCAAAUCGUUGGCCUCAAUUCGGAUUUUUCUCAUUUUUUGGCAUUUUGGUGUUCUUGAUUUUAGAGGAGGAAAUAAGAGGAGAUAGAAGACGAGUUUUUUUCUCCCUCCUUCUGUUUUUUUUCUUUUAGGCAAUAUAUAUUGAUAUACCAUACUAUACCAUAUGGUAUUGGGUGGUAACGAAAUAUAUAUUGGUAUUACCACACUAUACCAUAUGGUAUUAGGUGGUAACGAAAUAUAUAUUGAUAUACCACACUAUACCAUAUGGUAUUGGGUGGUAACGAAAUAUAUAUUGAUAUUAUCACACAAUACCAUAUGGUAUUGGGUGGUAACGAAAUAUAUAUUGAUAUUACCACACUAUACCAUAUGGUAUUGGGUGGUAAUGAAAUAUAUAUUGAUGUGGCAAAUUCAUACCAUAUUGUAUGCUCUUAUUUAAUACCAGUCAAUACCAUAUGGUAUAGUCGAUACCAUAUGGUAUAGACUAGGGCUGGGAAUCCAGACCAAACCGUAUGGGAAAUCACGGUCUAGACCGUAUCGUAUGGUUUGGUCUGGACCGUGAGACCAGAACUAUGGUCUGGUCUGGUUUGUGGUCUCCUCCUUUAGUGCGUGGUCUGAAGUGGUCUGGACCGUGGUCUAUCGCAGUAAACCGUAACAGACCGCGACACACUACCUACUACCUUGGACAAAAAUAACACUAAAUUGAACCUCCAUAUGUGUAUUUGAAGAACAAAGUUAGUUGAUUCUUCAUCUAGUUGAGAGCCAACAAAUUGCAAAAUGAUCGCUUAUAUGUUAUCUCCUUAUCAAAGUACCACACAAAAAUUAGAAAGACUCAUAAAUAAUAUUCACAGAUAAUGUCUAGACUAUGGAGUCGAUAAAAAUUAACCACUACAAAAAAAUUCGUUCACCUUGAUGAGAGAAGGAAAAUUAUUGAGAGAUAUGCGACCAUCUUAGUGGUUCGAAAUUACCUCGACGUCAUCAAAAAGGUUAUCAACUCGGAGAACCUUCAGAUCACUCGAGAGAUGAGAGAAGCGGUAGCACAAAGAGGAAUAGGGAAAUAAGGCUAUUUGAAAAUUGAAAAAACCAACUUCCAUCCUCAUAUUUCUUCUCAUUUAAUACAAUCACAAUUUUUUUUUGUUUCACUAGCAUAUUGGUCACUAGAUUUUUUUUAUAGAUACCGGUGAAGGGUUGGAGGGCGAACAAGAGUUAAUUUUUUUUAACAUGGUCUGUCUGGUCCAGACCAUACCGGAUCGCACCGCACAGGUGUGGUGUGGUCUGGACCGUGUAGUAUAUGGUCUGGUCCAUGGUCUGUGUUCCAACCUCUCGGUCUGGACCAUAGACCGUAUCUAUGGUCUGGACCGGACCGCACCGUUUCCCACCCCUAGUAUAGAAUGGUAAUAACCGGAAAAAAAUUUUGUGUCCAAAAAAAUAUCAAAGUGGAUAUCAUUUUGAAGAGCAUAAUUAAUCUGAUCUAACUGUGCAAAAAAAAUUAAAUUUCGACUUAAAAAGAGUGAGAAAUCGUCCGUUAAAGAUUAAGAGAAGGAAAAUUAAAGGUUUUUCGAUGAGAGAGAAGGAGGUCCUGAUGUGGUCGGUCAAAAGUCAGGGCGUCAGCUAUGAAUAGGGGAUAAGUGCAUUUUACCUUACUGCCUUUUAGCAUUUAAUUUAAAUAAAAAAGUAACUGACAC
This is a messenger RNA of Linum trigynum, 4058 nucleotides long. Lineage: Eukaryota; Viridiplantae; Streptophyta; Magnoliopsida; Malpighiales; Linaceae. The record is from the annotation of a GenBank genome assembly.